Messenger RNA from Synchiropus splendidus (mandarinfish), 2083 nucleotides. It is a transcript of the gene afg1la, whose product is annotated as AFG1 like ATPase a. The coding region runs from base 121 to 1539 and encodes 472 amino acids. Lineage: Eukaryota; Metazoa; Chordata; Actinopteri; Syngnathiformes; Callionymidae. Gene Ontology annotation, molecular function: ATP hydrolysis activity; ATP binding. Gene Ontology annotation, cellular component: cytoplasm; mitochondrion. The transcript has 13 exons. The record is from RefSeq and is a predicted model, not a curated record.
ACCAACGGGAAUGUUGACAUCGGCUAAAAUUACGUAAAUGUCGCCCCCUGUUGGUGGCCACCGUACUCGUACUGUCCAUGUUGACGUUUGAAUAAAGUUGUAGCGACGGAAUUUGAAUCCAUGAUGGCGGCGUGCUUGCCAGUGUUUGUAAAAAUGUCACCCUCAGCCUGUUUAGCUUCUCGGUGUUUUCUGUGGGAACAACAUUCUCCUCGGAACCUCCUGAGGUCUUUGACAAACCUUCGCAGACAAGGUUUCUCGUUGAAAGCCCAGCCGGUACCGGAGGACAGUGUGGUCGGUGAAGCCCGGUUCUGCGGACCGCUGGAUCAUUAUUGUGGGCUGAUUAAGGACGGCACACUUCGGGAGGAUGCACACCAGAAAGCGGUGCUGGAGACUCUGGACAAGCUGCACAAAACACUGCGAGGAUACAGCAACACUCCAACGUCGCUCUUCUCAAAGCUGUUCACGAAACCCAAACCUCCAAAAGGCUACUAUAUCUACGGCGAUGUUGGCACCGGGAAGACCAUGGUGAUGGACAUGUUUUAUUCAUAUGUCGAGACGGAGAAGAAGAAGAGGGUCCACUUUCACGGUUUCAUGCUGGACGUUCAUAAACGAAUCCAUCGACUGAAGCAGAGCAUGCCGAAGAGGAAAGCCGGGAAGAUGGCCAAGUCUUACGACCCCAUUGCUCCGGUGGCAGAGGAGAUAAGCGAGGAGGCCUGCCUUCUUUGUUUCGAUGAGUUCCAGGUCACUGACAUCGCAGAUGCCAUGAUUCUGAAGCAGCUUUUCGAGAACUUGUUCUUAAAUGGAGUUGUUGUUGUUGCCACGUCGAAUCGACCCCCUGUAGACUUGUAUAAGAACGGACUCCAGAGGGUGAACUUUGUGCCGUUUAUCGCCGUCUUACAGAAAUAUUGCCACACACUACGAUUGGAUUCCGGAAUUGACUACCGCAAAAGAAACCGACCUUCUGCUGGGAAGCUGUAUUUCCUGUCCAGUGAGCCGGAUGUGGAGGCGACGCUGGACAAGAUGUUCGACGAGCUGGCCUUCAAGCAAAACGACAUAACGCGGCCCAGAGUCCUGAACGUCCACAACAGGAAAGUCCGCUUGAACAAGGCGUGUGGGACCAUCGCUGACUGCACCUUUGAGGAGCUCUGUGACAGACCUUUAGGGGCCAGUGACUACCUGGAGAUGUCUCAGCUGUUUGACACCAUCUUCAUCCGACACAUUCCUCUGCUGACGGUCAAUAAGAAGACUCAGGCCAGAAGGCUCAUCACUCUGGUGGAUGCGCUCUACGACCACAAGGUGAGGGUGGUGAUCCUGGCAGACCAGCCGCUGGAGGACAUCUUCGUCCACGACGGGGACCACAGUCAUGACGAGGGCCACAUUCUCAUGGACGACCUUGGGCUGAAGAGGGACGAAGCCAGCAGUCUGUCCAUCUUCAGCGGGGAGGAGGAGAAGUUUGCCUUCCAGAGGACAGUUUCUCGGCUCACAGAGAUGCAGACGGAGGAAUACUGGCUAGAAGGGGAUCGAAGCCUCAAGUCCUAGGAGCUGCUCCAGACGGAUCCUUGGAGAACUCGUCCUCCUUCUGUGGACCACCAGAGCCCGACACUCUCCUCCUGUGACACAAACAUUGCACAGGCACUAUUUAUUUGGAUCAUAAAGCCUUUUGAAACUUUUGUGAUGCUGCACUUUAUGGAUCAGUUAACACAGAAGAACAGUCAUGUCUUUACUUUUGACAUUUUAAAAGAAAGCUUGGGAAGAGAGAUUUUAUUAAAGGUUUUAUAAUGACUCUUGAACUUUCUGUUCUGAUUUUCAUUUUGGUGCGUCUCUCCGACUGAGCCAGCAGGUGGCGCUCUCCACUGGCUGGAGGGCUCUAAAGGAACUAGAGUUGCUGGCGUUUGUUUGAAGCCUCUUUUCUCACUGCUGAGGUUGUCUGGAGGUGUCUACCUGGGUGGAGGCCCUGGGACUGACCUGGGAACACCCCAGUGUUCUGAAUGAUUUGCUUUCUGUGGCUGGGCCUCUUCACGUCUGCUGCUGCUGCCCAUGCGGUGAUGGCUUCCAAAAACAUCCGAUAACUCCUAGCUUGUGU